Molecule: messenger RNA, 5098 nt
Organism: Mastomys coucha (southern multimammate mouse)
Lineage: Eukaryota; Metazoa; Chordata; Mammalia; Rodentia; Muridae
Gene: Adamts7
Product: ADAM metallopeptidase with thrombospondin type 1 motif 7
Exons: 25
Coding region: 223-4863 (1546 amino acids)
Biological process (GO): extracellular matrix organization; proteolysis
Cellular component (GO): extracellular matrix
Molecular function (GO): metalloendopeptidase activity
Source: RefSeq, a predicted model, not a curated record
UGCUCUCUUUCUUUGCCUCGGCAGCUGGCUGAGGGGGCGGGCCUUGCAGUCUUUGUUGCCGGAGGAGCGAGUGCAGCUGCCCGGCGGCUAGAGUCAGGAUCCCGACCUUGGGAAGAGUUUAAAGCCGGGCAUGUCCUGAGUCGGACCCAGGCCCGGCUGGGACGCAAAGACGCAGACGAAGGCGUGCACAAGGGGUCGUCCUGCGGCCACCUCGUCCUGGCCAUGCACCGUGGUCCGAGUCUCCUCCUGAUCCUGUGCGCUCUGGCGCCCAACGUCCCCGGACCUGCAUCAGGUCUUGUGACUGAGGGCCGGGCGGGUUUGGACAUCGUGCACCCCGUGCGAGUGGACGCUGGAGGCUCCUUCCUGUCCUAUGAGCUGUGGCCACGGGUGCUGCGCAAGCGCGAUGUGUCUGCUACGAAGGCUUCAUCUGCUUUCUACCAGCUGCAGUACCAAGGGCGGGAGCUGCUUUUCAACUUGACCACCAACCCUUAUCUGCUGGCUCCCGGCUUUGUGAGUGAGAUCCGACGUGGCAGCAACUUAAGCCAUGCGCACAUCCAAACCAGUGUCCCAACCUGCCAUUUGCUUGGUGAUGUCCAGGACCCAGAGCUGGAAGGCGGCUUUGCAGCCAUCAGCGCCUGCGAUGGCCUAAGAGGUGUGUUCCGGCUCUCCAAUGAGGACUACUUCAUUGAGCCUCUGGAUGGAGUUCCAGCUCAGCCUGGACAUGCCCAGCCCCACAUGGUGUACAAACACCAAGAAUCUGGGCGGCAGGCCCAGCAGAAUGACUCAAGGCCUUCAGGCACCUGUGGGGUGCAAGUGUCCCCAGAUCUGGAGCAGCAGCGAGAACAUUGGGAACAGCAGCAGCAGAAGCGGAGGCAGCAACGAUCAGUCAGCAAAGAGAAGUGGGUGGAGACCCUGGUAGUGGCCGAUUCCAAGAUGGUGGAGUUCCACGGGUUGCCGCAAGUGGAGAGCUAUGUGCUGACGAUCAUGAACAUGGUGGCUGGACUCUUUCACGAUCCAAGCAUUGGGAACCCCAUUCACAUCAGCAUUGUGCGCCUUAUCAUACUGGAAGAUGAGGAGAAGGACUUAAAGAUCAUACACCAUGCCGAAGAGACUCUGAAGAACUUCUGUAGGUGGCAGAAGAACAUCAACAUCAAGGGGGAUGACCACCCACAGCACCAUGACACUGCUAUCCUGCUUACCAGGAAGGAUUUGUGUGCGUCCAUGAACCACCCCUGCGAAACCCUGGGCCUGUCUCACGUGUCUGGCUUGUGCCAGCCUCAGCUCAGCUGUAGUGUCAGUGAGGAUACUGGCAUGCCACUGGCCUUCACUGUGGCCCAUGAGCUUGGACACAGUUUUGGCAUUCAGCAUGACGGCACCGGCAAUGACUGUGAAUCCAUUGGGAAACGGCCUUUCAUCAUGUCUCCACAGCUCCUGUAUGACAGAGGUAUACCGCUCACCUGGUCCCGCUGCAGCCGCGAGUACAUCACCAGGUUCCUUGACCGUGGGUGGGGCCUGUGUUUGGAUGACCGUCCAACCAAGGAUGUCAUUGAGUUCCCCUCGAUGCUGCCCGGUGUCCUGUAUGAUGUGAACCACCAGUGCCGCCUUCAGUAUGGGCCUCACUCAGCCUACUGUGAAAACGUGGAUAAUGUCUGCCACACAUUGUGGUGCUCUGUGGGGACCACCUGUCACUCCAAGAUGGAUGCGGCUGUGGAUGGGACGAACUGUGGCAAGAACAAGUGGUGUCUCAAUGGAGAGUGCGUCCCUGAGGGCUUCCAGCCCGAGGCGGUGGACGGUGGCUGGUCCGGUUGGAGUGCCUGGUCUGUCUGCUCCAGGAGCUGUGGCGUGGGUGUACGGAGUUCUGAACGACAGUGCACACAGCCUGUGCCUAAGAACAGAGGCAAGUACUGUGUGGGGGAGCGGAAGCGGUUCCAGCUCUGCAACCUGCAAGCCUGCCCUCCGGACCGUCCCUCUUUCCGCCACACCCAGUGUAGCCAGUUUGAUGGCAUGCUCUACAAGGGCAAGUUGCAUAAAUGGGUGCCAGUGCUCAACAACGACAACCCCUGUGAGCUGCACUGCCGGCCCACUAACCACUCCAAUACAGAGAAGCUGAGGGAUGCGGUGAUGGAUGGCACCCCUUGCUACCAAGGCCGAGUCAGCCGUGACAUCUGCAUCAAUGGCAUCUGUAAGAAAGUGGGCUGUGACUUCGUGAUUGACUCUGGUGCUGAGGAGGACCGCUGUGGUGUGUGCCAGGGGGAUGGUUCUACUUGCCACACCGUGAGAAGGACCUUCAAGGAGCCUGAAGGCGUGGGGUAUGUGGAUAUCGGGCUGAUCCCAGCUGGAGCCCGAGAGAUUCUCAUUGAGGAGAUGGCCGAGGCUGGCAACUUCCUGGCCCUGCGGAGUAAGGACCCAGAUAAGUACUUCUUCAAUGGCGGCUGGACCAUCCAGUGGAGUGGAGACUACCAGGUGGCAGGCACUACCUUCACCUACACACGGAAGGGCAACUUGGAGAACCUCACAGCCCUGGGCCCCACCAGUGAGCCUAUCUGGAUCCAGCUGCUGUUCCAGGUGAAGAACCCUGGGGUACGCUACCAGUAUACCAUCCAGAGGGACAGCCAUGAUCAAGUCCGGUCACCUGAGUUCUUCUGGCAUUAUGGGUCCUGGAGCAAGUGCACUGUCACCUGUGGAACAGGCGUGCAGAAGCAGAGCUUGUACUGCAUGGAGAGGCAGGCUGGAGUUGUAGCUGAGGAACACUGUAACUCUCUAAAUCGGCCCCGCGAGCGCCAGAGGAAAUGCAGUGAGGAGCCCUGUCCCCCCAGGUGGUGGGCAGGGGAGUGGCAGCCGUGUUCCCGAUCCUGUGGGCCUGAAGGCCUCUCUCGCCGGGCUGUGCUCUGCAUACGUAGUGUAGGGCUGGAUGAGCAGCGUUCCCUUGAGCUAUCUGCCUGUGAACAUCUUCCCCGUCCCUUGGCUGAAACCCCGUGCAACCGUCAUAUAACCUGUCCCUCCACCUGGGAGUAUCCCAUGUACAUAGUGGACACAGGUGCCUCUGGAAGUGGCUCCUCCAGCCCCGAGCUCUUCAAUGAGGUUGACUUCAUCCCGAACCAGCUGGCUCCACGCCCUUCCCCAGCAUCCUCACCCAAGCCGGACAGCAUCAGCAACGCUAUUGAUGAGGAGGACCGGGAACUGGAUCCGCCAGGGCCUGUGUUUGUGGAUGAUUUCUAUUAUGACUACAACUUCAUUAACUUCCAUGAAGACCUGUCCUAUGGGUCCUUUGAGGAACCCCAUCCAGACCUGGUUGAUACAUCUCACGUCAGACCCACUGAAUCCCCCUCAGAUACUCCAGUGCCUACUGCAGGGGCUCCUGGAGCUGAGGAAGAGGACAGUCAGGGACCUUCGUCUCUUAGCCCUUUACUCAGUGAGGCUAGUCAUUCCCCACCAGUAUUAGAGCAGAGCCCUGUCAACCCCUUGGCUAAUUUCUUGUCUGAGGAAGAUACUCCCAUGGGGGCCCCUGAACUUGGGUUCCCCAGCUUGCCCUGGCCCCCUGCUUCAGCUGAUGAUACGAUGACACCUGAUGCCCCUGGAAAUCCUGAUGAGUUGCUAGUGAAAGAAGAUAAGCAGAGCCAGCCAUCUACUCCAAGGUCUGAAAGGAACAAGCUUUCUAAAGAUGGUAACCCCUUGGAUCAUACAUCCCCUGCCCUGCCCCAAAGCCCUAUCCCCACUCAGCCCUCUCUACCCUCCAUCAGUCCUACCCACGCUUCUCCGAGUCCUGAUGUGGUAGAAGUGUCGACAGGAUGGAAUGUGGCCUGGGACCCUAUGCCAGAGGCUGACCCGAAGCCCGCACACGUACCAACUGAUCCAAGGAGCCCGGGACCAUUGGGCCAGCCACAGACCCCUAACCCUGAGGGGACCCAGAGCCCUGGGUUGCUGCCUAGACCAACUCUAGAGACUCAAACCAACAGUAGCAAGGAUCCUGAGGUCCAGCCUUUGCAGCCCAGCCUAGAGGAGGAUGGUGUCCCUGCAGAUCUGCUGCCUGCUAAAAAUGCCAGUUGGCAAGUAGGGAACUGGAGCCAGUGUUCCACCACCUGUGGCCUGGGCGCCAUCUGGAGGCUAGUGCGCUGCAGCUCUGGCAAAGACAAGGACUGCACCCUCUCUAGCCGUCCCCAGCCGGCCCGCCAUUGUCAUCUGAGGCCCUGUGCUGCCUGGCGCGCGGGCAACUGGAGUAAGUGCUCUCGAAACUGUGGUGGAGGUUCCUCUACAAGGGAUGUACAAUGUGUGGACACACGGGACCUCCGGCCGCUGCGGCCCUUUCACUGUCAGCCCGGGCCUACCAAACCACCCACCCAUCAGCUUUGUGGGACCCAGCCCUGCCUUCCUUGGUACACCUCCUCCUGGAGAGAGUGUUCUGAGGCUUGUGGUGGUGGUGAACAGCAGCGUCUGGUGACAUGUCCAGAGCCGGGCCUCUGUGAGGAGUCGCUGAAACCUAACAACAGCAGGCCCUGCAACACCCACCCCUGCACUCAGUGGGUGGUAGGGCCCUGGGGUCAGUGCUCGGCCCCCUGCGGUGGUGGUGUUCAGCGGCGUCUGGUCAAAUGUGUGAACACUCAGACAGGCUUGGCAGAGGAAGACAGCGACCUGUGUAGCCAUGAGGCGUGGCCUGAGAGCUCACGGCCAUGUGCCACUGAGGACUGUGAACUGCUUGAGCCCCCACGUUGUGAGCGGGAUCGCCUGUCCUUCAAUUUCUGUGAGACGCUGCGCCUGCUGGGCCGCUGCCAGCUGCCCACCAUCCGCGCUCAGUGCUGCCGCUCAUGUCCCCCACUCAGCCAUGGUGUCCCUUCCCGAGGCCAUCAGCAGGUGGCCAGACGGUAAACCGAGGCCUGGCAUACACCAACGCACAUCAGAAUGCACAGACUGACCCAUGACACACAGACCUCAGUGCCCCACCACAGGCUGCGGUGGAGCCCCGCUCCUCGUGUCCUAAUGGUGCUAACCCCACCCCUGCACAGUGGCAGGCUGGGGACCCCCCUUUCCUUUCAGAAAAGGUAUUUUUUUAUUCUAACAGUUUGCACAAUGGUUAUUGUUUUACAUAAAUGAGUUAUUUACC